UUUCUCUAGCAUCUCUGUGUUACAGCUCACUAUAAUGAGGAUCAUCGUUAUUCUGGCUGUGUUAACUGGGGUAACUGGGAGCCCCAGUGUGACGAUCAGACCCGGAGCUGACUCAGUGGACACGACGGCUCAUCCCAACAGCGUACCGGAGACAGCGGAGGAAACAGAGAUCGAUGGACAGGACGUAUUAGUGGACAAGGAAGCUGAGGAGGAUGUGAUGGCGACUGGAGAGCUGAACCCCAAUCACUACCCGGCUAGGAGGGCAGCCAAAGUGGUCCAACACUACCUCAGCACCCGCUACGGCUCUCCGUACAGGCUGUUCGGACUGCACAACGUGCACAGCGGAAACGCAGAGGAUGUGGCAGACGCUGGAAGAAAGUAUCAGCUGGAGAUCUCAGUGCAGGAGAUCAUCAGCAAUACUACAGAGACAUGCUCUGCAGAGGUUUUGUUUCCGAAGGGAGGACCACCUCAGGUCCAGGUCUCGUGUGAGGAGCUCCUUAAAAUCAACACUAUAGCUCAAGAAGAGGCCUUGUAUCAACAGUACAAGAUGAACCAAAACCUGCAGUCGGCACAAAAUCUACCUGACAGCUACGGCCACAUUGAGCCUGACCAGAAGCCUCUCUGGCACCUCGGCAUCGUGGCCUCCAGCUUCGUCAUGCUGAAUGAAUCCACUGAAAACACUCUGUACAACAUGGCUCAGGUGGCCAACAUCACGCAGCUGGCGACUGAGAACGACCAGCUGAAGUUUGAUUGUCACGUACUGCUGCAUGAGAUGGUCUCCCAGGACAUCAUUCACUGGAAGCUGCUGUUCACCUGGUCUCCUCCAGAGGGAGUUAAAGUGCUGCAGAUGGAGCAGCUGCCUCACUGCCAUGAAUGUGAAAAACCUCCAAGCACAAACUAAACUGCUGACGUCCAUGAUCACACUGCUAUAACAUCCAAAACAACAUGUUGAUGCUCCCGUCUUGUAUUCAAAUAUCGGAGCACACAUGCUGCAAGUAAAAAGCCAUCAUAUCUAAUGAUGAUAUCCUUUUGGUUGCUAUUGUAUUUUACUCAAAAUAAACUGUUUAUACAUA
This is a messenger RNA of Sebastes umbrosus (honeycomb rockfish), 1073 nucleotides long. It is a transcript of the gene lxn, whose product is annotated as latexin. Bases 35 to 901 code for a protein of 288 amino acids. Gene Ontology annotation, molecular function: metalloendopeptidase inhibitor activity. Lineage: Eukaryota; Metazoa; Chordata; Actinopteri; Perciformes; Sebastidae. The transcript is spliced from 7 exons. The record is from RefSeq and is a predicted model, not a curated record.